AUGGGAAGCUGUUGUACAAACCACCGCCUCCUCCGCAUCGACAUGCACACCCAUAUUAUGCCCCCCUCGUUCCCCGACCUCUCCUCAUAUCCCUCCAACACUCCUCCCCCAUCAUCUUCAGACUCAGACUCAUCCACCGCAUCAGCCUCGGAAUCACCAUGGCUCACCCUCCGUCCAAACCCCACCAACCCAGACGAAGUAGACAUGUACAUAGGCGACCGCUUCUUCCGCACCGUCGAGAAAAACUGCUACGACACGGCAACAAGACUAGCCGAGAUGGACGACGCAGGGACAGACGUCCAGGUCCUCAGCACAAUCCCCAUCCUCUUCUUCUACGACCAGCCCUCCGCCCCCGUGAUCGUCCUAGCUAGACACCUAAACAACCACAUCGCCUCCGUCUGCCGACAACACCCAACCCGGUUCCUCGGUCUCGCAACCGUGCCCUUACAAGACGUCCCCGACGCCGUCGCAGAGCUGCACUGCGCAAAGCACGAGCUAGGCCUGCAUCCGUUCUGGGCUGCAUGCGAGGAACUAAACAUGCCCGUCUUCGUGCAUCCGCUCGGCUACACCUGGCCGAAGGAGAACCCGCGCCGCUGGGCAAAGUACUGGAGUAGCUGGCUCAUCGGGAUGCCGUGCAAAACGGCGCUAGCGCUGCAUCUGCUGAUCUGCUCGGGGACGCUGCUGAAAUUCCCGAAACUGAGGCUGUGUUUCGCGCAUGCGGGAGGGUCGUUCCCGGCGUUACUGGGGCGGAUCCAGCAUGGGUAUGACUGCCGGCCGGAUCUGGUGGCGGGGGAUGCGGGCGGUGUCACCCCCACCGAGCAUGCGACUGUGCGUGAGAAUAUCUGGAUUGACAGUUUGACGCAUGAUGUUGAGUUGCUGGAGUAUCUGGUUAAGAAGGUUGGGGCGCAUAAGAUGAUCAUGGGGAGUGAUUACCCGUUUCCGCUUGGGGAGGUGCCGGAAGCUGGGAGGAUGAUUGCAAAGGAUGGACGGUUAGAGGGAUUCUUGUCUUGGAGGCAGCGGGCUGAGAUUCUUGCGGGAAAUGCGCUGAGGUUUUUGGAUCUGGAUAAGGAUGAGACGUGGAAGGGGUUGAUGGAGGAGAGGUGGCGGAUGUUUGAGAAGGUAUAUAUCAAGUGA
Aspergillus viridinutans is the source of this 1134-nucleotide messenger RNA. RefSeq names its product amidohydrolase family protein. Bases 1 to 1134 code for a protein of 377 amino acids. The record is from RefSeq and is a predicted model, not a curated record. The transcript has a single exon. Gene Ontology annotation, molecular function: carboxy-lyase activity; hydrolase activity. NCBI's taxonomy places the organism in Eukaryota, Fungi, Ascomycota, Eurotiomycetes, Eurotiales, Aspergillaceae. Gene Ontology annotation, cellular component: cytosol; cytoplasm. Gene Ontology annotation, biological process: secondary metabolic process.